UCCUCAGCUUGUUCAGAAUUACCGGUAACCUCUCAGGCCCAAAAAGUUGAUCCUAUAGAAUCACUAUCUACCUCACCGCCCAUUGAGAACCACUCCGAACAGAUAGCAAACACAAUUGCUAUUAUAUCUAGUAACGAUUCUAUAUCAGUGGAAGAAAAGGAAGUUGAUGAAUUCGUGGAUUUAAAGUAUAAGGAAAGGGUUAGUAACGAAAUAAUACAGAACAUUAAGGAAAAGAAACUUCGAGAUCAAAGUGCCAUUCCAUCCAAAAUAAAUCCUGUGACUGAAACUUCCCAUGACCAUAAGAUUAUUCAAUCGGAACCUCGGACCUCUGAUGUAAUACCUAUUAAUCAGGCACAAAAUACUAUUUCUUCUAAAAUAAAAGUUCCAUAUAAUCAAAAAGUCGAACAAGGCUUGAGAUGUGAAUUAUUUAUUUGCGCCAAUAAUAAUGAUAGUAAAAUUAACUCACCCGAUACUUUGGUUAUAUUUGGCCGUGCCAGCUUUGCUGAUAAAUCAUUUGAUAUUCAGAUUCCAGAAUUCUCUUUAGAAGAAAUUCUAACAGGAUCUAGUAAAAUUACGGUGCAGAAUAUAGUUGACUUGUUUAAUGUAGCAAUGAAGGUUAGACAAAAGGAGAUUUUAUACUGGUAUUGUUAUUAUAAAGCAUAUGAGGAUAAAAUCGGGUAUAUUAAGUCUAUGAAUAAUAUUGACGACAAAUCUGCAAGGACAUUG
Diversispora eburnea is the source of this 726-nucleotide messenger RNA. The record is from the annotation of a GenBank genome assembly. Lineage: Eukaryota; Fungi; Glomeromycota; Glomeromycetes; Diversisporales; Diversisporaceae.